AUGUCUUUUCCGAAUGACCGUCGACGCGGCGGAGCCGGCGCUGGGUUCAGCUCAUCCGGCACACGAACCGCCCUGGGAUAUUGGCUCCCCCUGGCCUUAACAGCUGGAGUCGCAACAGUCAGCAUUGCAGCCUGGAUCUGGAGUGAACGAAAUGACGAAGAUGACGAGGACGACCGCCCCCACAACGGAGGGCGCCCGUACCAACCCUCAACUCCAGGAAGUGACUACCCUCCACCCUCGUAUGCCACCGGAGACUAUGCCCGGAGCGCAGGUGCUGAACCGCUGCCUGGAGAUGCUCCAUAUGACCACGGCGUGAUGUCCCGCAUGCAAGGUGCCCUGCGCCGUACGCCUAGCCCUCAGCAGAUCUUUGAUGGCGCUAGUAAGAGGGUUGUAGCGGGUGUCACUGCUGCCGGAGCCUUUGUUGGUGGUGCUCUUACUUCUAUCCGUGAAGACAACAAAGGCGAGGGUGACUUCGAGGAUCACUCUAGGUGGUCCGAGGAGGCCCGCGCUAGGGCCCACGAGAGAAGUCAACAACAAGGCGCAGUUGCGCCGACUAUGAGCGGUGGAUUGCCUGGCCGUGGCGUGAAUAUCUCCGAGAAGAAGAAGAAAAACGUUGUUAUCGUUGUUUCGUCUGAUUCUUCUGCCGACUCGGAUGAGUUUGCUUCUGAGCAUGCAUCCAUCUUAUCUCAUCUCCCUGAACAUGUCGAUUUAGAAACAUCCAAGAUUUUUGUCUUGAUCUAUGCUCCGGACCUGAAACACGCUAUCGUUAAGGGUGGCUCCUCACGCCCCACGGUCUCUAUGACUUCGUCUUACUCGAACAUUGCCACUGAGGAAGCAGCAUCUGCCGAGGACCUGACCACUGGGGGGCUGACUUCCGUCGAGCCCCGCCAAGAUGACGAAUUCCAGGGCACAUCUCGCUUCUUCAGGACGUUGUACACCCAGGCUCAAGCUUUGGUCGAGAAGGAUACCAUGAUUAUGCCAUUCAGCACUGCCGGUGGCUUUGUCCACCUUGUCCGACACCUUUCUCCAGAGCUUGUGUAUGUCCAAGAAUCCUUGACCGGUGACCAGGGCGAAGCUGUGCAGCACAUCGCUGGCUGGGUUCGUCAAGUCAUUGUCGUUGUUGGAGACGAAGGUGGCCGUGGCGGACUCAUUGAUAGUGACGAUGAGUCGGCCCUCGGCGAGAAGGGCGAGAAGUGGUGGCAAAAAGAAGGCACCAUAGGAAUCGGAAAGCGCAUUGACGUGGUUGACGUUGUCCGGGUCGGAGAUGACUGGCGACGACGGGUGCGCGGUCUGGACUAG
This is a messenger RNA of Penicillium salamii, 1299 nucleotides long. The record is from the annotation of a GenBank genome assembly. Lineage: Eukaryota; Fungi; Ascomycota; Eurotiomycetes; Eurotiales; Aspergillaceae.